Molecule: messenger RNA, 3219 nt
Organism: Chara braunii
Lineage: Eukaryota; Viridiplantae; Streptophyta; Charophyceae; Charales; Characeae
Source: the annotation of a GenBank genome assembly
CGACAGCGAGAGGGCCGAGGAGAAGGCCUGCGAGGGGGCUCGCUCCACUACACAACACUGUACAUGCAUUUGGACGCUUUCUUGACCACAUGCAUUCAUUCACAACGUAGGAAUCGGCCGAAUGCACCUGGUCCCAAAAGCGUCCAAAUGGAUGUACACUGUUGUGUAGUGGAGCGAAGCCCAUAGCUACUGAUGAGAGCAACCAAGGUUUUCUGGCUGCCAUAGCCAGUGAGGAGGGCGAUCUUGGCUCGGCGCGGCCUGGGCAUGGCCGAUGUGGAUGCCCAUUCCACUGUUGAUGUCUUGCGGCGGUUAUCUGGUUUCACACAGCUCGCACUUGCACUUUUUUUGCACUUUUUUUGCCCCGCAAUCACGGUCGGAGACAGUCAGAAAGAAAUUGAAGAAAAAAAAGAAAAAGAAAGAAAGAAAGAAAGAGUCCCGGCAGUGCGAGUGUCCUUCCUUCCUUCCUUCCUUUCGUACGGGUACUACGUCGAUCGAUAAAAAAGCGAUGGCGUAGGGAGGGCGGCGUUGGCGGCGCGGCAAGGCUUGCGGCGUAUUUUCCCACUGACUGACACUUUUUUUAUCGUAAUCCACCCGCGUCUACGGUCAGGUACAUCCAGGGAAAAGAGUCGCGGCCUGAGUAACCAAGCGCCCCCCCAUUUUGCCUUGGUUUUGACGAGCCGCGGGUUGGCUUGUGGAAUUCGUCGCCGCUGUUGGCUGUGCAGCCACGUGUCAAUCUCGUCUACGUGUCAAUCUCGUCCACGUGGGGGACAGCCCAUCCUCAUUUUACCAUUUUAUGGUAGUAAUAAUGGCGGCGUCAACAGCGAUCAAUCAGCCAGCGCGAGUAGUCGCGAGCCACGUGUCAAUCUCGUCGUCCACGUCAGCGACAGCUCAUCAUCAUCAUGCUCGCCCACUCGUUAUGCGCAAAAUGGGCUCGGCGUUGAAAUGGGCUUCUCCUUCUCCUUCUCCUCCUGAGCAGUACGUUUUGUCGCGACGUGCUUCUUCUCUGAAUUCUUCUUCUUCUUCUUCUUCUUCUUCUUCUUCUUCUUCCCACUGGAGAGGGAUCCCGACGUGUUCCGGGAACGUGAGAGCGAGGCAUGGCUCGCGGCUCUGUGCUUCGUCGCAUUGGAGAGGGAUCCCGACGGUCCAUCUGAGAAGAGAUGAGGAAGGUGUGUUGUUGUGUUCGCUGACUGACUGUCGUCGGUCACCGAUAGGAUGCGAUCCCUGCGCUGUGCUUUGUCCCACUAGAAAGGGAUCCCGACGGUCCACGUGCAUUAGCUCUUUGGUGAAGUGCGCGGCCGCCUCCAGCUGCUUGUCGUUCACCUAUCCUCGUUUCUCACGGCGCCGACCCUUCCAUAGGGAUCCCGACGGUUACCUUCACCAUGAUGGCCGUCAGAUGCGAUCUCCGGGCCGAUCGCGGCUACUAGUUCGCGCCGCCGCCGCCGCCGCCGCCGCCGCCGCCGCCGCCGCCGCCGCGGGGAAAAAGUCGUCGGAAAGGAGUAAACGAGGAGGAGGAGGAGGAGGAGGAGGAACUGGCAAAGGCUUUGGAUCGAAAGGGCAAAUAAAGGUCUCACCAGUGGAUAGCGCCGCCUUGUUGAGAAGAUCAGAAGAGCGGUAUCGGGAGAUACUGGCAUCUCCGUUGUAUGAAGAGGGAGAGGUUCGGGAGUUUGUUGUCUGUGCGCGGUUCAAGAAAGAUGAGACGAGAGGAGGUGUUUCUGUGAGCAAACAAUCUCCUUCACAAGACCGUCUAGAUGAUUGGCUUCCAAUUGCUGAGCUGGCGCUAGUCUCUGACGAAGAAGCGGCAGUCGCAGUGCCAAAGGUUUUGCCCUUUCUUUGCAGAGAGCUUGCUGAAUGUGUCGGCAAAGGAUGCCCAUCUCUCCGCAAUAUCCCAAGAGACAGGCUGGAGUAUGCUUUUGAAUCAGCAGACGAGUUCUAUAGACAUGUGAUGGAAGAUGUGGGUGGCUCUUCUUGGGAGGAAUCCAUUUCUGCUGAGGUAGAGGAGAAUCCUUAUGAAGUACUAGGGCUUGGGAAGAAUGCUUCACAGGAACAGGUGAAGGCGGCAUAUCGUGCAUUGGCAGCCGCUCAUCACCCGGAUAGAAAUCUAGGUGGAGAACAGGCACUCGCAGAAGAGAGAUUUAAACGGGUAACAAAAGCUUACCAGAAGCUGAAGAGGUUACAGCAGCCAAGCGGCCAGGAGAGUAUGCUCGAUUCAGUAUCCUUGUACGAGACAUUAGGUGGACACUCGCGAUCAGGUCUCAGCAAUGCUAUAGAGGUGACCAGUGUGGCAAAGGAUGGAGAAAUUCCCUCGUCGAUAAUUGCUUCCGUUCGGCGAUUGGAUGCAGACAUUACUGCAAGUGUUGUCAUGGCCAUGCGGACCAGAGCCAGUUCUAACAGGGCUUCCGUGGCAAGGUGAGGAAUGAACAUUUCAUUGUCCAUUUGUAAGAGAUCAAUGUUCAACAGUUUGAGCUAGUUGGAGCUUAGCUAGCAGUUUUGUGCCCAAUGCCUUCCCCAUUCAGGUAUUACCUACUCAAAGAUGGAUCGGCAGGUCACAUGGCACCCACUGGAUCAGGGUCUUGUGCACUGUCUGGUUCAACAUUGAUGGAUUAAGAACUCUACAGCUUUUAGGUCUUUAGAAGCUUAGACCCAACAUGUAGACUCAUUAGCGCUCCUUAGCGUUUCCUUGGUAGAAGGUGAGUGGUAUCUUUCUUUCCUUCCUAUCAUCGCGAGCAAUUGCUGCAGAUAAGUGCACCAACUGCAAAGGGAAAGGAUGCGGCAACUUAGUUAGCAGAAAGGAGAGAGAUGUCCUUAAAAGCUGAGGUGAACGGAGGCAGUCACAGCUGAAGUGCGGAGGAAAUGACUGUGGGUGGUGGGGACCUAUGACGCGUAAAGUAGAGAGAGGAAAAACAGGAGGUGAAUGGAGGCAAUCACCACAGUAACUCUGUGAUAAGGACUGGGGAACACCUGUAAAGUUUGGUAAAUGGGAAUUAGCUGCUGCAAACGGAGACCAACCGUAUCUACAGCAGUUGCAAAAGAGCAGGGCUCAUACACUGGGAAGACGGGAUGUGGGGGGUUCUAUGAAGGAAAGGCGAGAGAGGAAGACAUCAUUAACUUGUUGAAUCGAGUCUACAAGCUUUUAAGGUGCAUCGUCCUCUCUUUCCCACUGCCUUCACACCUUCUUAUAGUGAGUGGAUCCCCGCUUUCCAGGUCGGAUUCCUCAAAUGC